Messenger RNA from Paramormyrops kingsleyae, 5251 nucleotides. The record is from RefSeq and is a predicted model, not a curated record. Lineage: Eukaryota; Metazoa; Chordata; Actinopteri; Osteoglossiformes; Mormyridae.
GGGGGGCAGCCUCUAGACCCAGAAUUGUCCUAUGUGGGGUGUUUUUUGUGCUGACUGUAAAACCAGUGAUGUAUCUGUAUUCUCCAGGUGUGAACAAUGUACUGACUGGACCAUUGUAUAUGCUUGAGCCAUUUUUUGUUUACUAGUUGAAGUCAGGUGAUGUUGUAUUUGCUCCAAAAAGAGUUUUAUUAGCUGAAAGCUGGAUGGAAAAUAUCUGCAACACAGUUUGCAUGGACAGCUCAGAUUUAACUCUUACAAACAGGAAUCCUAAUGGUGUCAGACUACCUUUCAACUGGUGAAUGGAGAUGGAUGAUGAUCUUGAGAGCUUUCUGGAGGAACAGAGGGCUAAAGUGGCUGAAGACAAGGCCAGUCUGGAGCAGGACCCUCCCUAUAUGGAGAUACGGACCAGGCCUCAGAGUGAGCGUGACUCCACUGGGAAAGAGAACAUCCCAUUGGCCCCUGGGCCACGUCACAGCCAAUCAAAAGGUACAGCUAGAGAAGAAGGCCCCGGUCUGAGUUUGCCCCUGGGGGAGGAGUAUGAGCGGAAGAAGCAGAGGCUUCAGCAGGAGCUGCGUCUGGAUUACAGACGCUACAUGGCUCAGGUCAAACCAGCUAAGAUGCGGGGACCCAGCCGUGCCUCCAGAACUGCUCCAGAACAUUCUGAGGUUCCCUUCAACCCAAAACCAGAAGUACUUCAAGAGUGUCGGCCUAAGAGAGACGCGGCCACUUCAACAGAGGAGGUGCCUUGGCCAUCCAGAGGUCAGGGGACGGAGGCGGAGACUGACCGGGGAAGCAGGUCGAGGGAUGUAGGAGUGGACUCUGGGCUGGACUGCUCCAGCGAGGAGGUGGACCUCCUGGAUUGGGACCGGGAUGGCAGGAGACGCAUCAGGCGCCAACAGGAGCUUAGAAGUUCAGACAGAAGACGGCAGCAGAAAUACUAUGGAAUAGACAGACUGCUCAGGCAGAAGAGGGUGGUGGAGCCCCCUGCAGUCCCGGAGGACUAUAGACACAGAAGACAAGGGACCGCGAUACCCAGGGUACAGACACUGGUCCCAGUUCGGUCCAGAUUAGGUCUCGAUGAUGACAGGCUACAGUACCCCUCUGGAUUAAUGAUCGGCCACCAGGAGGCUGCAGCAGAGCAACGGAGGAGGAAGGAGCACUACCGGCAGGAGCUGGAGGAGCAGAUUGCCCAGCAGAGGAAGAACAGAAGGAGGGAGAAGGACCUGGAGCUCGAUGUAGCCGCUACUGGGGCCACCGACCCUGAGAAACAGCCGGGUCGAAUUCCGCAGCUCUGGACCAUGGGGGGCGGGGCUGUGCUGCAGCGGCCCUGGGAGGGGGCGGAGGGUCCCCGCUGGGGAAGCAGCCUGAGGAGGUCCCCCUGCAGUCCGCUCCUGGAUAAGAUGCCCCCGGAACGGCCACGCGUCGCCUUUCCUUCCCCCCUGCUGGGGGCGCUAGAGUCCAUCGGGGACAACAGGCUCUCUCCGGUGAAAGAGACCUUCAGCAGGGGUGUCUGGAGUGCGAUGAGGGACGAGGCCCUCCACAGUGUCCCUCCUCCCCAGCCAUCCACAUUGACUGAUGUCUACAGGACCUUGAGUGAGCAGGCCUGUUUCUGCCAGGGGUCCAGGAAGGCCCAGCGGCCCAGCUCGGCCCACUGGGGAGAGCCAGACUUUCCUGUCUUUGCCCCAUCCCAGGACUGCUGUCCGUCCCCAUCACGGACACAGCGAGCCAGCCAGUUAACGCCAGGGAUGACAGCCACACCUAUGGAGAGACCCACGCUGACCUACCAAGAGGCCCUGAAGAAGCAGAUCCAGGAAAGGCAGGAACGCCGGAGAAAGGAGCUGCAAGAGAAGGAGCAGUACGAAGCCAGGCUGGAGAGGGAAGCUUACACCCCCUGGGGGCGGGGAGGUGGCGGUGCACCCCUCAGAGAUCAUCUGGGCAACCUCAUCACUGACCUGAACCAGAUGCACAAGUCCAACCAGGUGGCAUACCUACACCCCGAAUCACUGGGCCGUCGUGGGAUGGGGCCCCUGGACAGGAAGAGUGAAGCAAACCCCUCUGACCUCAGGGUCCCAGGUACUCGUCCCCCGCACGGCCCCUCUGACCUCAGGGUCCCAGAUGGUGCAUUGGCUGAUGCGUCUUCAGCGCCCCCUGGUGGCGCCUCAGUAGGACUGUCCACACCCUCGCCAGCUCACCAGCAAGACAGCUAUAAGGACUACCUGAAACAGCAGAUUGAGGAGAAGCGCCGACGCCAGGCUGAGGAGCGAGUGCGGCUGAGGGUGGAGGAGGAGAUGGAGGAGCGGAGGCUGGAGGAGCAGAGGGCGCAGAUCCGGCGGGAGUAUGAGGAGGAGCAGGAGAAAAGGAGGAGGAAGGAGAUGGAGCAAAGGGCCAAAAAUGAGGAGCUGUUCCGGCAGGCAGAGGUGCGGCGGCGGGAGGAGCAGCACACAAAGCAGGAGCGUGAGAACCGGGAGAGCGAGAGCCAGAGGAGGCAGUACGAGAUGGAGCGGCGGGCCCGGCUGGAGGAGGUGCCCAGAGAGCCCUCUCCGCCAAUCCCCACCCUGCAGAAGAGACCCACCUCCCAGUACAAGCCACGCCCUCCGAGCAACAGUGGACAUCCUGCGCCUCUGCAGCCUGAACACCAGCUCUCUGGAUCCCAGUCCCCACCCGUUCCUGCCAGGAGGAACCAGCUGAGGGCCGCAGAAGAGAGACGGGGCAUCCUCAGCGAGCUGUCUGCUUUGCGCAGACAGCUGCGCAGUGAACAGCGACGCCUGGAGGAGCAGCUGCUGCAGGUGGACAUGGAGGAGCUGGACACGCCCCCGAGUGUCGGAAGCAGGGAGCGCCCCCUGCUGGAUGUGUUUGACAUGGCCAGACUGCGCCUCCAGGCACCGGUCAAGAGACCCUCAACUAAGACUGAAGAAUCAAUUAACAUCCAGAACAGCCCCGGGCUCGGCCAAUCCAGAAACAGAGGUGCGGGCCAGCUGUCAGAUCCGGCCCGGCAGACCCACGGCUCUCGGACAAACCGCAUGGAGCGUCCGGAGAGGAGUUCGCUCCUGGAAUCGGAGAGCUCGUUUAUUGGUCCAGGCGGCCAGGCGAUCUCGGUCCCGCCAGACACCCAACUCCUCUCAGCACGGGAGCGACGGAGGAUGGCGCGGAAGACAGACUUCCACAAUGAGACGAGAUCCAGAGGGAGCAGGCAGCCCACGGAACGAACCAACAGUUCCUGCAUGCGCUCUGAAGCCGGCUUGAUUGGCGGCGAGACUUGGAUGAGACCCAGUACCUCGGAUACGCUGAAGAGUUUGCUGACGGAUCAGGAUCAAGGGGAGAGCCCAGCAGGAAGGGCCCUGGGGCCUACCUGGGAGGGCCCAUCCACCUACCACGGCUAAUCGCACCUCACCCCUGCACGACCUGUCCGCACACUCAUCCCAGCCUCAGGCCGUGCUUGGAUCUUCCCAUGAAGGGAGUAUUGCAAGUUCCAGCACCUUAAAACUGGCUCAGACACCCCAGCGAAAAUGUUCACUACCUCUCGUUCAUUUUAAAGAAUGCUGGAUCAGUACUGUCGUAACCCCCAGCUGAAGAAAAUCUUGAAGGAUAGAUAAAUAUUUGAAGGUGCUCCGAUGGUUUUAACAAAAGUUUUUAGUGAACGUCAAGACAAUCAAGAGCAUGAAGGAGAUUCUGCAGAAGACGGGCGUAUGAGAAACAUUAUUACCCACAAUGCUACCUUGUACUGAGGCUGGAGCUCUGUGCCAAAGGUUAAACUGUAGUUAGAUCAUCUGUCCAGCAGGAGGCACUAAGCCUCAUGCUGCAGUUUUACUUUCUUUUAUCCUCCAGUGGCCUGUACUACGAAGCAGGGUUACUGGCUUAUCGGGGGUAACUUGUCGGAUUUAAGGUAGUCUGGGCAAAAUGUAAGUGAACGAAGUCCAUUUAAACUGUGGUUCCUUAAAUCCGACAAGUUACCCGGACAAGCCAGUAACCCCACUUCGUAGUACAGGCCACUGCUCUGAAAAGCCGUACUGUUAAGUGGCCUGAGCGUAGACGCGGGCCUGAGGUUUCUGUCUGGUGCAGAUGUGGAGGCCGAUGAGAUCAAUGGAUGAAAAACGGGUAGAUAGUGCAGUAUUUUUUCAAGAACAUUUGGUUAUUAUGGUUAUUUGGUCUCAAAUCCAAAGAUGCUGUAUUUGGUAACGUAGUUUUUCCAUAUGCACCCUUUUAGGUGUAUAGUUUGAAAUUUUAGCAUAAUUUGUUUUCUCCAUAGAAUAUUUGACUAAAAAUAUUUUAACACAGUGUUUUGAUGCUCGUUUAUCAUACUCUGGCUUUGUCUCCCCGCACUACGUCUUUACCAACCCAUUACUGCUGCACUCAGCUAAAUUAGCUAGAUUGAAAGAUUACUUCCCCAAGAGCUUGUAACGCCCGUUUGGACCGGGUCAGCCCCACAAAGGCGCAGCUCUGUCGUUUUCCUUCGCCUGACCUUCACGGGUCGUCGCCUAUCCCACUGAGUGACGCAGUAUCGUUACAAAACUGAGCAAGGUUAGGAGCCACAGGAUAAACAAUAGUAAUGGCAUAAGUGAGGUUUUAUAUCCCACAGCGUGUGACAUGCUGUGUGAUGUCGACCACAGGGUUUAACCCAACAGGAAGAGCCAGUAUGCACUAAUUCCGCCCACUGACUUCUGUUAUUACUCAAUUAACGCAGAACACCAUGCAAUAUUGAGUAUGGUCCAAAAUGCAAGUUAAAAUGUUCCCCCGCAGCACAUAACUAUAUUGCAUCUUUUAAUAUGAUUUUGGCUGCACGCUGAGUCAGCUAUGUUCAUUAUUUAGGCUUACUUUUGCUGCUACAAUUGGCAGACCAAGAACGCACCUCAUUCACCCCAGAUCUCAAACUGCAGGUACGCUAAGCGUGAUCCCAGCUCUGCGGGUCAGUGAGGUCAACGGGGCCGCAUGAAAUCUAUACUUUAGAUCAAAACACCAUGUCUGUUGUGUUUAAAUGUGAUUUCCUAAAUGAUUCAACUGGAAAAAGGGUGAAAACUCCAGAAGGCAAUUGUCUUCCACAAAAUGUAUUAAAGGAGUAAUUCCAGACAUUCUCCUGAUGGAUGUUACAUCUCACUCGGUGUGAAGAAGCAGAACAUUUACUUCCUCACAUUAACGGCAGCCUUCAAACUACUAAGUAAGACACUACGUCAUAAUCUUCUCAGUACGAAUGUCUUUGGUAAAAAAGAUAAUAUUCUGGUAUAAGUAUCCCAGCCAAUAAACGGAUAUUUUCUUA